GAGUCCUCACACUGAAGGGCAGGGUAAUGUGGCCGGGGAAGUGGAGUGCCAAGGCUGAGCUGGUUGUAUUUUAGAGAAAGGCAAAGAAAGGCAUGGAGUUGAAUCCGGGAGGCUUCUUGGAGGAGAAGGCAGCGGGGCCGGCUUUUUAGGACAAAGGGAAGGGUGGAUUCUCUUGCUGGUGGGAAGAGAUUCAGUGCAGGUUCAGGCAAGGCUGGAAACAUCUGCUCUCCGGACUCCGUCUCUCCGGUCCUUCCCUGCCGGGUCUGGGAGCGCUCCGGGACGUGACGGCGCCGGGACCCUCUAGGGUCAGCGCGCGGCGGGACGGAGCCGCCUUCCCCGGGCCGCGAGCGGGGUGAGCGCGCCCCGCCGGGGGGGCUCCCGCAACCCGUACAAGGAGUUUGGCGGCGCUGGGGCGGCCCCUCCUCCCCACCCGCCUCCGCCGGCCCCUCCUCCCCACCGGGCCCGGCCGCGGGAGCUCAGCCCGCUCGGCGCUCGGCGCGGGGCUCCGCGCGCGGAGACCGACGGUGCCCGGCCUGCGAGUGCCAGGGAAGCCCGCGGCCCGCUCCCGAGGCUCCGGACGGGCGGGCGCGCGACUCGGGGCCCUUCUGCCGAGGACCCCGUGUCGCUGUCCGCGGCGUCGCCAUGUCCUCGGUGUUCGGGAAACCUCGCGCGGGCAGCGGGCCACAGAGCGCGCCCCUGGAGGUCAACCUGGCCAUCCUGGGGCGCCGCGGGGCUGGCAAAUCCGCCCUGACUGUGAAGUUUCUGACCAAAAGGUUUAUCAGCGAAUAUGAUCCCAACUUGGAGGACACCUACAGCUCCGAGGAGACUGUGGACCAUCAGCCCAUCCACCUGAGGGUCAUGGACACUGCAGACCCGGACACCCCCAGGAACUGCGAGCGCUACCUGAACUGGGCGCACGCCUUCCUAGUGGUGUACAGCGUCGACAGCCGCCAGAGCUUCGAGAGCAGCAGCAGCUACCUGGAGCUGCUCGCUUUGCACGGGAAAGAGACUCAGCGCAGCUGCCCUGCUCUGCUGCUGGGCAACAAGCUGGACAUGGCUCAGUACAGGCAGGUCACCAAGGCAGAGGGCGCGGCGUUGGCAGGCAGGUUUGGGUGCCUGUUUUUUGAGGUCUCUGCCUGCCUGGACUUUGAGCAUGUGCAGCACGUCUUCCACGAGGCAGUGCGGGAGGCACGGCGGGAGCUGGAGCGGAGCCCCCUGACCCGGCCCCUCUUCAUCUCCGAGGAAAGGGCCCUGCCCCACCAGGCUCCACUCACCGCCCGGCAUGGGCUGGCCAGCUGCACCUUCAACACACUCUCCACUGUCAGCCUGAAGGAGAUGCCCACGGUGGCCCAGGCCAAGCUGGUCACUGUGAAAUCAUCCCGGGCCCAGAGCAAGCGCAAGGCACCCACCCUGACCCUAUUGAAGGGCUUCAAGAUCUUCUGAAGGCUCCUCCUCAGGAUCCCGGGCUUGGCAGCUGGGCGAGUUGUGGGAUAGGGCUGGCUUCUUGCUACCAGCCUUUCUCAUGGACCAAGAGCCCCCGCCCUGUGGUGGGCAGCUGACCCCCUCUCCAGUGACAAGCAGUGUCCCUGACACUCAAUUCACUGUGUGAGCUGGAUGGACAGGCAGGGAUGUUGCUCUUGUUCCCUCCAGGACCUGGUUUCCACGUAACCAUGUAACCACUACAGCCAUUAAGGGACCUGGGGUCAACCUUAAGCAGGAAGAAAUUGCAGUGUCCAGCCUGAUGCCACCUCCCCUGCCUGCUCCAGCUCCAGCCGGGCCAGAUUGGCCUCUAGUGGACACCUCCUAGCAGCCUGUGUCGUUCUGAGAACAUCCUGCAGGAGGGACAGCCCUGACGUUAUAGCACCGCCUGGUGGAGGGGAAGGGAAGGGCGGCUGCGGGUUUCUGGUGGAGCCUGGCCCUCCCACAUCUCCUGACCUCACAGAACCCCUAGGCAAGGCCUGCGGUCAACAAACCCCUCGGUUUAUCCAAGAGAAAUGUAGUUAAAAUAAUAAUUUUAUGGAAAUUUC
This is a messenger RNA of Choloepus didactylus (southern two-toed sloth), 2027 nucleotides long. RefSeq names its product RAS like family 12 (gene RASL12). Lineage: Eukaryota; Metazoa; Chordata; Mammalia; Pilosa; Megalonychidae. The transcript is spliced from 5 exons. Gene Ontology annotation, molecular function: GTP binding; GTPase activity. The record is from RefSeq and is a predicted model, not a curated record. Bases 643 to 1443 code for a protein of 266 amino acids.